Molecule: messenger RNA, 397 nt
Organism: Mycetomoellerius zeteki
Lineage: Eukaryota; Metazoa; Arthropoda; Insecta; Hymenoptera; Formicidae
Exons: 2
Coding region: 60-368 (102 amino acids)
Source: RefSeq, a predicted model, not a curated record
UAGAGAGAAUCAGAGGAAAAUUUUGCAAUGCUAGACGGUCGACAAGACGCCACUGCAGGAUGGUUGCUGUAGGCACCAACACACAAAGACAUAUCAACCCCACCGGUGUCGAACGCGCUAUAUACACUCGCAACCUUCACGGGCAUAAACUACCGUCGUCUGUAACAUUACCCUCUAUACCGCCGAGACUUUCCACAUGUAUUUUGCGACAAAGACAUAGAGACACGAGCGUCGAGGAAUUACGUGCACUUGAGAGAGAAAAGGGAUGGGAGUUUCUACUACUAGGCAAUCAACAGACUUUGGCUUUGCGAAGAUAUCUAACAUCAUCCACACUACACGUUCCCGUACGGAAUUUGAGACAUAGGUAGGGGAACGGAGAGAGUUCUCAAUUCUCGAG